This is a messenger RNA of Myxocyprinus asiaticus (Chinese sucker), 2474 nucleotides long. RefSeq names its product leucine rich repeat containing 71 (gene lrrc71). Lineage: Eukaryota; Metazoa; Chordata; Actinopteri; Cypriniformes; Catostomidae. Bases 46 to 1545 code for a protein of 499 amino acids. The transcript has 14 exons. The record is from RefSeq and is a predicted model, not a curated record. Gene Ontology annotation, molecular function: protein binding.
GUUUUAAUCUGCUGUGGCAACUUAAUACAUUUUCCACGGAAAAAUAUGAAAAAACGAGUUGAGAACAAGUCUGCCAAGGAGAAAGUGGACAAGGUGGAUUCUGGGACUGAGGAGGAACCACCAAAGACUGCAGAUGACUACCAGUGUUCUGGAAAUUUGGAGCUGGAUUUCCUGGAGCUUUGUAACCUAAUGGGCGUGAAAGAGAUCCCCUCUGUGAAGCUGAAGCAUGAAGCUCAAGAGUCACCAGCUACAGAGAGAGAAGCUAUAGAAGAAAGCCAAUCACAGACAUCCCUUGAAAGUCAGAUUACAACUUGGUCCUCCAAGCCCUGCCUCCAGAUAGAGCUGGAGAAUGAUGAAGACCACUACAGCGUAAAGGAGGUCAAGAUGUCAGGAUGGAAGGUGGAUGAGGUGAUGCUUCAGGUGUUGAGCAAGACAUUGCCAUCCCUCAGUAACUUACAGUGCCUACACAUGUGGCGGAUUGGCUUAACAGAUUGCACUUUCACCUCCCUUAGAAACACCGUGUCUCUAUGUACAAAUCUCAGGAAAGUGGUUUUGGAUGGUAAUCCACUUCCUGAGCAGAGUUAUCACUUACUCAUAGGGGAAGACAGCACGCUGACAGACGUAUCACUGCGCAACAAUCGUAUAGGAGAGGAGGGAGCUCGCCUGAUUGGCUUAGCUCUUUCAACUCUACACUCUGCCAACAAAACCCUCCUGUCACUCAACUUGGCUUUUAAUAGAAUCGGUGAUGCAGGUGCCAUUGAUAUUGCUCAGGGUCUGCGUUUCAACCGUUCCUUGCUCUGUCUGUCUUUAUCCUACAAUCAUAUAGGAGAUAGUGGGGGGGCUCAUUUAGCUGAGGUGCUGGGUCCCUUUGCUCUAAUACAUGAGGAGAUAGUUGAAAGGAGGAGGCUGUUAUUUAAAGGCGACCAAUCAGUUAUAAUCCAGCCGUCUCAGGUUAGUCUAGCCAACUCAACAUACGAGCGCCCUCUCUCCAUCCGCAGCAACUCUUCACUGGAUCGUCCCAUCAACAAGAGUGCCAAAAACACCUCCAAAAAGAAGGACAGCCCUAAGAAAGAGGAGAAACUAGUGCCAGGUCAGGCAGCAAAGAAAGAGGAGGUAAAGGUGGCCAAAAAAGACAAUAAAGUGCCCCGUGGGCAGGCCGGAAAGUUAGGAGGCAAAGACAAGAAUCUGCCAGUGUCUGAGCAAGAGACAGUGGAGGUGGUUGAGACUGUGAAUCCUCUGCUGGAUCCUGGAAUUCUGCACACCGGAGGGAAAAUUAUUCAUCCAGGGAACACAUGCCUUAUUUCUCUGAAUCUAUCAGGAAAUAAAUUGACUGAGCAAUCACUGAAGUUGUUCCUCUCUUCUUUGGAGAGCCAGGGUGAGGGAGGUCUCCUGCGUCUCUCUCUCAACAUGAAUCCUUUCCCCCCAGACUGUGAUACCUUUCUGAAAAUACAGGAAAUUAUGUCUCUCAAGGACCCUUUAAACAAAAAUAGCUCUGGUCAGGUGGAGAAUAAACAGGGGGAAUCCCAGACUACCAGUGCAGCCUAACAGGGUGAAUGGCAGGACAGGUGGCUUAGAUUAACACAUGAAAUAUCUGCCUCAACUCUCCACAAGGUUCCAGAAUGUGUUAAUUGUGACAAUUAUUCAUCUUCAUUUUGAUUAAUAUUUGCUAUAUUAUAUAAUUAUAUUUUUUGAAUAUUUUGCUGUCUAACCCUUAAACACGUACCUUGGGUCUUUAGUGACCCGGGACCUCAUUCCACCCCCUGUACCUCAUCCAUGUUUUGGAGUUGUACCCACACCUCUUUAGUAUUCCUCAACCUUUCUCUCAUAAAUAGUGUAAAACACAAACACACACAUAAAAAAAAGCCAAAAUUGCAAAACAUUUAUUUUUUAUAAUGGUUUAAGUACCUAAAGUGUAUAGGGUCAUUAGAGAUCCUAUGUAUGUAAUAGUGUCGUUUUUUCCCCUCGCUUUUUUUUUUUGUUUUUGUUUUUUUGCACUUCCAUAAAUUAUAUUUUAAUUAUUAUUUCAUAUCUACUGUAUAUCAGUUUACUAUCUGGAAAUCUAUUUCUUUGUUUAUUACAAGAGAAAUGAGUACUAUAUUCAUACAAAUAAAUGCUAUAUCAUGUUGAUUUUCUGUGCAAUUGCUUUGACAUUGCUGUUUGAUGAAGAAACAAUGUGGAAGUAAACUAUAGCAAGUAGAAUACAUGAACAUUACGAUUUGACUUGUUAUUUGAUUGAUUGAUUGUAUUUUGGUGUACUACUGAAAUUAUGAAACUUGUGCAUCUAAUUAGACUCAGUAAGUGGCUGAAAUACUUAUUUGUAGCUUAUAUGUAUCUUAUGUGGUAUGUGUAGCUCAAUAUGUGUUUGACAGCCAGUUCAGUCUCAUUAAAUUUCAGUGUGAAAGUAAAGAAACCUGUUGUAGAUUUGUUCUUAAUGUUGCAUUAUCUCUUUGAUAUAUGAAAAAUAAAACACCAAA